This is a messenger RNA of Eurytemora carolleeae, 538 nucleotides long. RefSeq lists its product as uncharacterized. The record is from RefSeq and is a predicted model, not a curated record. The transcript is spliced from 7 exons. Bases 1 to 489 code for a protein of 162 amino acids. NCBI's taxonomy places the organism in Eukaryota, Metazoa, Arthropoda, Copepoda, Calanoida, Temoridae.
AUGUGUUUCCUACAGGCCUAUGAGGGAUGUGAGAUUAAAGAACUUGAAGUAGAAAAUAUCCAGGAAAGAGAAGGAAGAGCAAAUAAUGAUAACUUCAACAGUUCAAUGUUUCAAACUCAGGUUACUUACAAAACCAAGAAUGGAGAGGAAAAAACACAUGAUCUUAUUCUAAAGAUCCCUUCUUUGAUUCCCUUGGUUGCAAAGUUAGGUAAACUUGGUAAACCUUUUGCCAGAGAGAGUCUUUGGUACAGUACCUGGGUUAAAGAACUCAUCAAGGUUGAUCCAAAUAUUUGUGAGAUUUCACCAACAUGCUUCUACGCAGAUACAAACUAUAUGGAUUACUCCCCUGGCUGCUGGGUUAAACAAUGUCCCUGUAUUUGUUGGUGCCCUUGUCAGGAUGUUGAGCAGGGAAUGAUUAUUCUAGAGAAUUUAACAAAGAAGAAUAAUCCCUGUUUUCUACUUGAUAAACUUAAGGUAGGACAAUAUUAGUGAUGUGCCUGCAGUGGGUUUAUGGUUCUAUUUUGUAUUACCAAUUUGU